This is a messenger RNA of Carassius gibelio (silver crucian carp), 2223 nucleotides long. RefSeq lists its product as uncharacterized. The transcript is spliced from 4 exons. Lineage: Eukaryota; Metazoa; Chordata; Actinopteri; Cypriniformes; Cyprinidae. Bases 140 to 511 code for a protein of 123 amino acids. The record is from RefSeq and is a predicted model, not a curated record.
CUCUUCCUCUUAGUAGAGACUGUAUAUAUAGUGCCAGAGCUGCUCGUUUCAGAGCACGGAUCAGGCUGAGUGACUGCUGCAAAACCUUUACAGUCAGCUAAACAUAAACAGGCUUUAGAUACAGACACAGUGUAAAAGCAUGGCCGCUGUGACUGAAAAAGACACUGUAUGGAUGGGUUUCAUGGACAUUGUUCCUGUCAUCGGGACGGUGAAAGAGGCAGUGGAGCUGGUGCUGGCUGUGUACGAAGGGAAUAAAGCGGUGAUAAAGGAGAAAGAGAAGGCCGUUGAAAACAUUGUGAAAGAGUCACUAAAAAAACAUGUGAAAAAGUUGACUUUAGCUGAUAAACCAGCACCAGCAGCAGCUGCAGAGGAAUUUUCUGGACUCAGAAAUGUGACAGAGCAGACCCCUGUACUGCAGGAUAGAGCUGAAUGUGGCAGCGAUGGACAGGUGUUUUGGUUUUGGGCUGAGCAGGGAGGCCCUGACACUGCUGAUGGAUCAUCUGAGAAGUGAAUGCCAACAGUGAUGGAGUGCCACAAUCCAGUCCCUGGUGUUUCUCUUCUGUCUGCCAGUAUUACAUCAUACAAAGUGGUCUCCAGAGGGUUUGACAUGCCUCCUCCACCACAUUGUCGUUGAGGAGCUGCUGGCCAUUCACAAAGAGAUAUAUCUCCUGAAGACCCCAGAAGACCUGGAGACAGAGCUGGGCUCAAACUGAUGUUGUUUUUCUGAUGUUAAACAUAAGCUAUUGUAUUGGCGGACCACUCUUAGCUGGGACGUAUUGCAUAGCUUCUUUGACAAGCUAUCCAACACAGAGAAACUUAUAUGGUACCUUUUUUGAGGUGGAUGAGACGGGAUUGCAACCGAUAGGUAAACAGGGCAGGUAAGCAGAGCAAGGCAGGCAGGUAAGUAGGUUGGUAGUAGUAGACAAAGCAUAGACUCCAGUAAUCCAACAAAGAAUUGGUAAGUGGUUGAAAAUGGUGGUUAAAAAAGGCACAACUUUAUAUAAAAAAAGUCCAAAUAGUGUUCAAUAGUGAUUCAAUUAAUUCAGUAUAUAUUCUUUAGGGAUUCAAUAGUGAUGUAAAAAACUGUAUGCUUAAUACGUUCCAACAGCUUCCUAUGUUCCUUUUGUUUUAGAAAGGUGAGAGGCGGCCAUCUUUAUCUUCAAACAUUUUGACCAACUAUCAAACUAAAAGUCCCUACCAAAUAAAGGACCCUAAAUCUAACAAAAUAUACCCAUGCUCCAAUGGCACAACAAUUUAGAUUAACCUAAACUCAAAAUGGCUCCUACAACUAUAUUAUAAAUAGUUGUGAAAAGUUAGGGUUAGGGUUAUAAAUAAUGUAUGCAACUUAUACAUUUAUUUUUUAACUUGCAUCACAAAAAUAAACUACAGAAAUUAGGUUGUUUCAUUGAUAAUGUGACAUUUAAAAUAUAUAUUGAAAAACUGUAAUGUACCCAUUUUUUCCCACUAUUUUCUCUUGGCUAAUGGAGAAUGGCUAAAAAAUAGUGUAUUUCUUAAACAUUCUCUCAAGAAGAGAAAACUUGCUCUUUUCUCUCUCUGGAGUAUGAUGUCCUCCCUGAGCAGCUCACCUGUCCCAGGACAUUCACCCCCUCAGUUGUGUGUGUUUUUUCUUACCACAUGCCAAACUAAUAACAUGAUUGUCAGCAUUAAAAGGAAUAAUUGCUGCUUUCUGCUGUGCAAAUUUUGUUUGUGAUAAAAAUAUUUCAUCUAGAGAUCGAUGCAUUUCUUACCGAUUUUUGCUUAUUAAAAAUCAGAUACAGAUGAAGUAGCACUGUAAGAUUACAUUUGUUUGAAUGCAUUAUUGCAAAAGCAAUAGUGUGUGAAUGUGCUGUACCGGUUUAUAUCAUGCUUUAACCCAACCAUAUUCAAUAAAAGAAAAAGACAAACUCCUUGAUAACUAGCCUAUAACUUCCCGCUUGGUUAUUGCCUUCAUUAUAACCUUCUGAUUUGCGUGAUCUAACUGUAUCAACUGCACUACAGUUUUUUUUUUCAAUUGCUAACAAGCUUUUACUAAUACUUAAAGUACUUUUUCUAAACUCUUAACACAGCAACUACAUCACACACUUAGCCAAAUAGUAAAUUUUCUGUUCAAAACCACAUUUUGUUAAAUAAAUACAAACUCGACAUUUCAAAAUGCUGAAUACCUUUUUCUACAUAUACUAAUUCUAUCAAAACACAGCAAACCCGAUUCAAAAUUGAGAUAUU